AUGGACGCUCUAAAUGCACUCGUCGGCUCAGUCGGUCAGGUUUCUUCGUCCCUGUUUGCGCAGGUCAGAGGUCGUGGACUUUCACUCAGCUUCACUUUCAUGCUGUGCGCAGUAGCGUCGCUAUUCCUGUUCGACCCCACCGAGGCGAAUGCGCAGCAGAGAACACUCCUUCGGAGGAACGUUGCCUCUGAACUGGAAGUGUACUUCACGGCGUGGCCUUCGGCCACAUACUGCCGCAUACUGAACCUGACUCAUGACUACACGUAUGACGAGGCCGAUUACGAGUGCCUCAUUUGGAUGCGCACGACCAUUUUGAGUAUGACCACCACGCCGAUGUACCGCCUGUGUCACCUGAUGAAGCUCUUCCAUAUCGAGGAUCACGGAUUGUUGGUCGAGGACACAUUGCUACAGGCGCACACGCUGACGUGGGAUGAUUGCUACUUUGAUGUGCGGAAUGAAACGAAACGACCUGAAGAUUGCGCCGCUUGCAAAAUCGCCGUGGUUUGUGCCCAUCAGGUACAGUACUCGAAUGGACCAGAAUGCGCCAUGGCAACAGAAGGCAACAUAGAUGUCGAGUAUUGCUACGGAAAAGAUAAAGUCAACGCUACGGAAGCCAGCAAGCGGUGCGCAGAGAAGUCAUCGGCGCUGGUGGACAUGAAGGAAGUGCCCGCACCAGUCUACCACAGUUUCGGGAAAGACCCUAGGGUCAACAGGGAGUUCUGGGUAGACCUGACAAAAGAAGACGUGAGAGAGCUCAGCGGCUUGGUUGCAUUCGACCUGGAUGAUAUUGACUGGAAUAUGCCUUGCAUCACGGUGUGGUUCGGCGCUUUUGUACCGUGGUUUUACAAGCGCAACUGUAGCCAGCUGUAUCCAGUGAUAUGCGAGAACAGCACAUAUUCUGAGAGACACUGA
Molecule: messenger RNA, 912 nt
Organism: Dermacentor andersoni
Lineage: Eukaryota; Metazoa; Arthropoda; Arachnida; Ixodida; Ixodidae
Source: RefSeq, a predicted model, not a curated record